AACGCUUCCGUGGUAUAUAACUCCAGUAAGCGAAGUUUUAAAGUUGAAAUACUGUUAUGUUUUUGAUCAGAGAGAGUGACAAACCGAUAUAAAAGUGUGAUUAUUUUUCUAUUUCAUUUACGUAUACCGCAAAAAAAUGCCGGUGAGUGAUUGUGAAUACAAUUUUAAAUUGCGUAUACACAAUAAAUCGUGAUUUUUUAAAAAAAAAAGAAAGUUUAAAAAUAAAAUAAUGAUUCGCAUCGUAUUAUGUUGCCUGAUACUGACAUUAGUAUCAGGAGAAAUUUCAGUAAAUGGAAUUAAACAAACAAAUAUUUUGGGUGGUGCUGAGCAACAUGCGUCAUUUAGUUUUGUGAGACCAGGAUUAACGCAAACAUCAUUUGCCUUUCAUGGACCAAGUUCUCAUCAAACAUUCAGUUCAAGUGUUGGAAAUCCUCAUUUAAUCCACAAAGUCCAACCAAAUGUGGCACAAGCACUUAAAUAUAAAAAUCCUGGUUUAGGAUAUUUGUCAAAUGUUCCUAUCUCAACAACUUCUAUGCAACUACUAUCUCCUUAUUAUUUGUCUCAAAAUUUUGCUCCUAUCGGAUUAUCACAACAAGUACAACAACAAUUUCCAUUUUCAAUGGAUACUCAAACUGAUUCUAUCUUUCAAGAUCAAUUUACCAAACAUUUGGCUUUUAAACAAGCGCAAUUACAGAAUUUUCAGAUUCCUGAGCAAAUGCAAUUACAACAAGAACAAUCGUCACAAAAUUUAUUAGGAAUUGCUUAUUCCGUCGCUCCUUCUGUUGCUCGUGUAAAAGUUAGCGGAAAUGGCUACAAAUUCGAUUUUUAAUAUAUAAAAAAAAAAAAACUUAUAUGUAUGGGUGUAAAUACGUAAAAAAAAAAUUAAUAAAAUAAAAUUCUGAGUAAAA
Molecule: messenger RNA, 908 nt
Organism: Leptopilina boulardi
Lineage: Eukaryota; Metazoa; Arthropoda; Insecta; Hymenoptera; Figitidae
Exons: 4
Coding region: 230-829 (199 amino acids)
Source: RefSeq, a predicted model, not a curated record